AUGGGUAGUCACACCAAAAAAAGUGGCAAGGGCGGUGGCGGCACGCAUGCGCGGCAGACCCGGCGGCGGCAGCUGCCGGGUCAGGCCAAGGUGCUCAAGAAGGAUCUUGGUGUGCCUGACCUGAAGGAGGUGGCGCAGCGCCUGACUCAGACGGCACAACGGCGCACACACAGCGUCUUGAGCAUCCCGCAUUUGCACGGUGUCGAGGGGGCCAGCGGGUCCAGACUAAGCAGCAGUGGCGUGAGUGGUGGAGCUCAUCGCCUCGUCAACUUUGUGCGCGGCAGUGGGACUUUCGGGAAGGGCGGCGCCUGCUCUCAAAUUCGCGGUAAGGUCCCGCAGCAAGUUGCUCAGAAUGCAGACCCCGCUGGAGUGGCCGAGUCCACCUUGGCGGACCGUCGUCGCGAGAUGCGGAUGCUGGCGCUCCGUACCUCAGAAAAAGUGCACGACUACGAGGUUCCCAUGCACCUAUACCGCCAGGACGGUCUCGGCAACGGCCGCGCUGAGGAAGACGACAUGUGGGAGGAAGAUGUGACACAGCGAGGGCAGGAUCGCUCACUGCGGCGCUUCUUCAAAGAGUUUCAUCGCGUUGUCGUGAACUGCGAUGUGCUGCUGCAGGUGCUGGACGCACGCGACCCGCUCGGGUGCCGACUUACGCAGCUAGAGAAGAAUAUUCGCUCAACCUACGGCGAGGAGCAGAAGAAGAUCGUUGUUGUGCUCAACAAGGUGGACAUGAUGCCCUCCAAGGAGGUGCUAGAUGCGUGGAUUAACUACUUUGAGCAGCAAGAGCAGCUCAUAUGCAUCCCGUUUGCAGCCACCGCCAAGGGUUCACUGAGGCAGACGUACGUAGCGAACCUGUUUCGACGCCUGCGAUCACUAGCUCGCAGCGACGAGACAGGCGAACGCAAGGCUAUUGUUGUUGGGGUGAUUGGCUAUCCGAAUGUAGGAAAGAGCUCCAUCAUCAACGCAUUGAAACGCAAGCACGUCGUUGGCGUCGGUAACAUGCCCGGGUUUACGACAGGCAACACCGAGGUGGAGCUGCGGUCUGACAUCCGGGUGAUGGACUGCCCUGGUGUGGUAAGCCCCGGCGAGGACAACGGUGACGUGGUCCUGCGAAACGCCAUUCGGGUUAGCGAGCUCGUAAAUCCGUUCCUGCCAGUGCAGCGGCUCCUGCAGCGAUGCACGGCGGUGCAGCAGGCUGAUGACUACGACAACACCGACGUCACCGCACACCAGGCGCUGCACAACAGCGGGCUGCACCCGUUGGCUCUGUUCUACGGCAUCAAUCAGUUCCGUGAGAACGACGUGAUGGAUUUCAUUGAGCAGGUCGGGAUGCGUCGUGGAAGGUUCACACGCGGCGGCCAGGUGGAUGAAGAAGCUACAGCCCGCAUGAUCUUGGCAGACUGGAACGAUGGCCGCAUCCCGUACUACACGUAUCCGCCCGCCGUGGACGAGCUCCUUCUGCGCAGCGACGACGCUUACCGUGCUGUCAGAAGCAGUUGCUUCGGUGGUGGUGUUGAGGAGAAGGGUGUGCAGGUGGAGCUGGUGUCGGCGCCAGCGCGCGGCGUCACACUAGACGGACUACCCACAUUUCACCUUCACAUGGACCUGAUCGAGGAGCGGCACACGAAAAAGCGGUGUGAGCAGAAUAACAUGAAGUGCGGCGACACUGACGCCGACGAUGGGGACGAGAUGCUCUAG
This is a messenger RNA of Leishmania braziliensis MHOM/BR/75/M2904, 1698 nucleotides long. RefSeq names its product putative ras-like small GTPases. The record is from RefSeq and is a predicted model, not a curated record. The coding region runs from base 1 to 1698 and encodes 565 amino acids. NCBI's taxonomy places the organism in Eukaryota, Euglenozoa, Kinetoplastea, Trypanosomatida, Trypanosomatidae. Gene Ontology annotation, cellular component: nucleolus. Gene Ontology annotation, molecular function: GTP binding. The transcript has a single exon.